AUGGAAUGGCGAAUUAAACGAUAUGAAGAGUUAACUCUCGACGAGUUAUAUGAAAUAUGUCACAAGCGGAUAGAAGUGUUUGUUUGCGAACAGCAUUUUUUGUGCCAAGAACUUGAUUUGUUUGACAAAACUUGUUUUCACGUUUUUGCACUUUUUCAUGGCAAAAUGAUAGCGUAUUGCCGAGUUUUUCAAAACGAAAAAGGUGAAUGGUUUAUUGGUCGUGUUUUAGUAGUCCAGCCGAAUCGUAAGACAGGGUUAGGGUUACUUCUCAUGCAAAAGGCGGUCGCCCACGUUCGUUCACAAAACGAAAACAAAUCCAUCUAUCUUCAUUCUCAGUGUCAAGCCCGACCUUUUUACGAGAAGUGUGGUUUUCAUGCCAUCGGUGAUAUUUUUGAUGAAGAAGGCUGUCCCCAUAUUCUAAUGGUUAAUUAA
Entamoeba invadens IP1 is the source of this 432-nucleotide messenger RNA. RefSeq lists its product as hypothetical. Gene Ontology annotation, cellular component: endoplasmic reticulum; endoplasmic reticulum-Golgi intermediate compartment; Golgi apparatus. Gene Ontology annotation, molecular function: glucosamine 6-phosphate N-acetyltransferase activity; monosaccharide binding. The coding region runs from base 1 to 432 and encodes 143 amino acids. Lineage: Eukaryota; Evosea; Mastigamoebida; Endamoebidae. Gene Ontology annotation, biological process: UDP-N-acetylglucosamine biosynthetic process. The record is from RefSeq and is a predicted model, not a curated record. The transcript has a single exon.